AUGUUACAUUUAAACCAAAAACCUAAUAUCAACGAACAAGUAGUAAACACAGAUAAAGGUGAACAGAUGGCUACGACGUCAACGACAGCACAUGUCGCUAACGAGACAGAUAACGUGUUGCUAGGUACCGCAGUAGUAGAAGUAUUCGGCUUAAACGGCGAGAAGACUUACGCCCGGGCAUUGCUCGAUUCGGGGUCUACUAAUCAUUUCAUUUGUGCGGAGUUGGUAAACAGUUUAAAAUUAAUUAAAAAUAAGACUAAUCAUAUUGUUUACGGCAUUGGGAAUUCAAAACAAAACGUGACGGCAACGGUAUCGUUAAGAAUCAAAUCGCGUGUGAGUGAUUAUGAAAUAAACACGCAAUUAUUAAUUGUUCCAAAAAUCACGGGAGAGUUACCUGCGCGGAGUGUGUCUAAAAGUAAGGUGAAACUCGAAAAGAUUACACUUGCGGAUCCGUCAUAUAACGUUCCGCAGAAAAUUGACAUAUUAAUUGGAGCACGUCAUUUUUAUGAUAUUGUGGGAGCUCAGCAGUAUAAACCGGAGUCAAAUGGCCCUGUAUAUCGCGAGUCUAAAUUUGGAUAUAUUAUUUCUGGUUUAACAUCAAAUGACACAAACAUAAAAAACACGAUUUCCUGUUAUGCAUCAAACAGUCAUGAAAACAAAUAUGAGUCUUUAGAAAAUGUAAUACAACAGUUUUGGCGCGUCGAGGAUUAUGGCCAAAGCAAACCGUACACGAUGGAAGAACAAACUUGUGAACAACAUUUCAAGCAGAACGUUAGUCGCAGCGAGAGCGGUCGAUUUGUCGUACAUCUACCGUUUCGCGGAAACGUCUCAAAAUUAGGCAAUUCCUACGACAUCGCAAAAGGAAGAUUAUUCGCAAUAGAAAGGCGAUUUAGAAAAAAUCCCUCGCUGAAAAAGGAUUACGUAAAAUUUAUGAACGAAUAUGAAAAAUUAAACCAUAUGACACAGAAUAUGGAUAACGAAGAAAUCGAAUUGCCCGGUCGUAUGUGCUAUCUAGCUCACCAUUGCGUCCAAAAUGAAAACAGUCUCACAACAAAAUUACGCGUAGUAUUUGAUGCAUCAACAAAAACAGAAAGUGGGUUUAGUUUAAACGACGUACUACAAAAGGGACCGUCAAUACAAGAAGAAUUAAUUCACAUAUUAGCCAGAUUUCGCACGCACAAUUUUGUGUUAACUGCCGAUAUAAAAAAAAAUGUACCGACAGAUACAGUACCUGCGUCUUAUCUCGCGACGGCUUGCUUACAAAGAUUAUCGGAAAUCGGACAAGUUCAAUAUCCAACAGUAGCACCAUUAAUUGCACAUGAUUUUUAUAUGGACGAUUUUAUCAGCGGCGCAGCUACAAAGAAAGACGCAAUCGAGAUACGCAAUGCACUUAUCAAAUUAAUGUCUACAGCUAAAUUAGAGCUAGGUAAAUGGGCGUCUAACGAUUUGGAUAUAAUUCGAGAUGGUUUCGACAACAAUGAUGGCUUAGUGGAUUUUCAAGAGACAAGUAAUGAUUUAACUAGAAUACUUGGUCUAUAUUGGGACUCUCACACCGAUGAACUUAAAUAUAAGAUAAAUGAAACGUCGUUAGUAACGCCUCUUACUAAACGCAACAUAUUGUCCGAUAUUGCACGUAUAUACGACCCACUCGGCUUAAUUGGUCCGGUAAUAGUAUGUGCAAAAUUAAUCAUGCAAGAGUUAUGGAAAGAGGGUUUAUCUUGGUCAGAACCGGUUUCGGAAAAGAUAAGCAGUGAGUGGUAUAAAUACAAAUCCGAAUUAUCGCAUCUAAAUGCAAUUAAAAUUCCGCGUCAAAUUACGAUAAACGAUAAAAUACACUCGAUACAAAUACACGGUUUCGCGGACGCGAGUAUUAAGGCAUAUGGAUGUUGUUUGUAUUUACGUUGUACGGACAUGAAUAACAAACAUAAGAUACAAUUAAUUUGCGCAAAGUCAAAGGUAGCACCACUAAAAAUAUUGUCGCUACCACGAUUGGAAUUGUGCGCCGCUCUAUUGCUAGCAAAGGUAGCAAAUAAGAUCGUACCAAGGUUGAAAUUGUCAAUCAGUAAAGCAUAUUAUUGGACCGAUUCCAGCGUCACAUGGUGCUGGAUUACGUCAACGUCGAAAAAAUGGAAAACCUUCGUAGCACACCGAGUUGGUCAAAUUCAAGAGAUCACGUCUCCCUCAAACUGGUUUCACAUUAGCGGUGUCGAUAAUCCAGCUGACGUGAUUUCACGCGGUUGUUGUCCCACCCAAUUAGCUAGUUUAUCAGUUUGGUGGAACGGGCCAAGUUGGUUGUCACGACACGAAAACGAGUGGCCUGAUACAACGAACCGCUCAUUAGAUUGCAACGAGGAGAGCGCAGAAACAAAAAUAAAUGAGAUAAGCGCUCUAUGCACUACGGCAAGGGAUAUAAAUAUCAUAAAUCGGUAUUCGUCUUUCGGUAAAUUGAUAAGAGUCGUAGCAUAUUGUUUACGAUUUAAAGCUAAUUGCUUACGUAAAACCGACAAACCAGGCGAUCGGUGCCGACUGAUUGGUAAUUUAAGUGCUGACGAAAUAAAAUUGGCAAAAACGGCAUUAAUUAAAGUUGUUCAAAGAAAUGAGUUUGCUAAUGAGAUAAAAUCUAUGCUUAACGGAGAGGCAAUAUCAAGUAAGAGUAAGUUAUUUCGUCUGCGACCGUUCUUAGAUAAGAAUAAUAUAAUACGCGUGGGUGGACGAUUAAAACAUGCAGCAUCAAUUUCGAUAUUCCAGCGUAACCCUAUAGUGUUACCACCAAAUAGUAAUUUCACGAAAUUAUUGUUAUGUAAUGAGCACGUAACACUAAUGCAUGGAGGUCCACAAGCUAUGUUAUCGUCGGUACGCAUGAGCUACUGGCCAAUUAACGGUCGCAAUUUAGCACGAAACAUAGUAAAUAAAUGCGUUAUUUGUUUUAAACAAAAACCUAUUAUAAUGCAACCGAUAAUGGGUGAUCUGCCUAAACAUCGGGUAUCUCCAGGCCGCGCGUUUCUAAGAUGUGGAGUAGACUUCGCCGGGCCCUUCAUGGUUAAAACUAGCACUCGAAGAAAUGCCCCGAAAGUGAAGUCUUAUGUAAGCGUUUUUAUUUGUUUAGCUACGCGAGCUAUACAUCUCGAGCUCGUCAGUGACCUGAGCACCGAUGCUUUUAUACGCGCAUUAAAUAGAUUUUUUGACCGUCGGGGAAAAAGCAUGGUAAUAUACUCAGAUAAUGCAACGAAUUUCGUAGGGGCCAACCGGAAACUAAAGGAAUGGUACCAAUUAUUUCAUAGUGACGAAAAUAAAAAAAGGACUAUGGAUACGUUAUCAGAUUUAGGCAUUGAUUGGAAAUUCAUACCUGCCCGUUCACCUCACUUCGGCGGUCUAUGGGAAGCAGGUGUAAAAUCCAUGAAAUCUUUAUUAUCCAAAGUCUUGGGUGAUUCGUACUUUACUUACGAGGAGUUGCUAACUAUUAUAACCCGAGCAGAGGCGUGUCUAAAUAGUCGUCCUUUAACACUUAUGUCCUCCGAUCCUAGUGAUAUGUCUCAUUUAACUCCCGGGCAUUUUCUCAUCGGUGACUCUCUCUCCGCCAUACCAGAAAUUGAUGACACAAACGUACCAACAAAUUAUCUAUCUCGUUGGCGACGCGUGUCACAAUAUUCGGAUAUUCUAUGGAGACGGUGGAGCAAAGAGUAUCUGUCCCAACUUCAGGAACGGGCAAAGUGGGCAAGCGAAAAGGGUGUCAAACUGAAGGAAGAUUCCAUUGUACUCAUGCGCGAUGAAAACCUUCCACCAAUGAAAUGGCGUUUAGGUCGGAUUAUCAAUGUCAUACCAGGGCAAGACGGUGUUAUACGCGUGGCUGACGUUAAAACGGCGAAUGGAACUUUUCGUAGAGCCGUCAGGCAAUUAUGUCCAUUGCCAUUUGUGGGUAAUUGUAAUUUGUAA
This is a messenger RNA of Metopolophium dirhodum (rose-grain aphid), 3933 nucleotides long. RefSeq lists its product as uncharacterized. Gene Ontology annotation, biological process: DNA integration. Bases 1 to 3933 code for a protein of 1310 amino acids. The record is from RefSeq and is a predicted model, not a curated record. NCBI's taxonomy places the organism in Eukaryota, Metazoa, Arthropoda, Insecta, Hemiptera, Aphididae. The transcript has 2 exons. Gene Ontology annotation, molecular function: nucleic acid binding.